AUGACCGAGUCAAUACCACCCACCCCCAAUGGCCCCAUCGCCGCAUCACCCACCACCAACCACCCCACUACAUCAACACCACCACAAACAACCUCAACCACAACCACAACACCCCAAUUCCCACCACCCACCACCCCCUCCCUAUCCAGCAUAAUCGCCCUCUGCCACUCCAAAAUCCACACCUUCCUCUCGGAAUCGCACCCGCCAGACUCCCUCCUCCACGCCGUACAAAACCAAACCCGCACCUCCCUAGACGUCAUCGCAACCGCCCUGCACCGCUACCCCCUCAGCGAACUCUCCCUCUCCUACAACGGCGGAAAAGACUGUCUGGUGCUCCUCGUCCUCUUCCUCGCCAGCCUACACCCACACCCAGCCCCCGAAGACGGCGGCCUAUCCUCUAUCCCCGCUAUCUACGCCCUGCCUCCGGACCCCUUCCCGGACGUCGAGGAAUUCGUGCAAUGGUCCGCCCGCGCAUACCAUCUCAACGUGCUCAAGUACACGACAGACCCGCCGCGCUCGACAAUCAAAUCCACCUUUGAGGAUUACCUGUUUCUGAAUCCGGGAGUCAAGGCCAUUUUUGUGGGCACGAGACGCACGGAUCCGCAUGGUGCGAAGUUGACUCAUUUCGAUCGCACGGAUAGCGGAUGGCCGGAUUUUGUGCGCGUGCAUCCUGUUAUUGAUUGGCAUUAUGCCGAGAUUUGGGCUUUUAUUAGGCAUUUGGGGUUGAGGUAUUGUGGGCUUUAUGAUCGUGGUUAUACGAGUCUCGGGGGGACAGCGGAUACGCAUCCGAAUCCGAAGUUGCGGGUGGAGGUGGAUGGCGCUGCUGGGGAUGAGGUGCCUGCGGGGCAGUAUAAACCGGCUUAUGAGUUGACGGAGGAUUUGGAGGAGCGGUUGGGGCGUAACUGA
Messenger RNA from Aspergillus niger, 906 nucleotides. RefSeq lists its product as uncharacterized. Gene Ontology annotation, molecular function: FMN adenylyltransferase activity. The transcript has a single exon. The record is from RefSeq and is a predicted model, not a curated record. Gene Ontology annotation, biological process: FAD biosynthetic process. Lineage: Eukaryota; Fungi; Ascomycota; Eurotiomycetes; Eurotiales; Aspergillaceae. The coding region runs from base 1 to 906 and encodes 301 amino acids.